Molecule: messenger RNA, 900 nt
Organism: Peniophora sp. CBMAI 1063
Lineage: Eukaryota; Fungi; Basidiomycota; Agaricomycetes; Russulales; Peniophoraceae
Source: the annotation of a GenBank genome assembly
AUGUCUAGUACAGCUCAGGAUUCGCACUCCUGGAACGAGGAGGGUCGCCGAGCCGCUCUCGCGAAAAUUGAUAACUCGGCAUCCUACUCGCCUACCGCAGAGGAGCUCGAGUUCCUGAAGUGUCAGACUGGGAUCGAUGACGAAGAGAAGCUGAAAGCCCACGUUCAAGACGUUCAGCAGCGUGCUUUCGCCGUGUACCCAUACGUGUGCAUACAUCAGUUCAGAUUUACCAAGCCGAAGAUUGCGCAUCACUUCGCAUACCCGCGCCUGCUGGCGAUGCCUGCGUCACGCUCGCGUGCGAUCUUUCUUGAUGUGGGCUCCUUCUUUGGACAAGACAUCAGGAAGGCGAUCAUGGACGGUUACCCAGCGAAGGAUGCGAUUGCGUCGGACUUGCGGCAAGCUUUCUGGGAUGUUGGCCUCGAGUUGUUUCCUGCUUCCCAGCCCCCUCCCUUCGUACAAGCAGAUAUUCUCGAGCUGAGUCAGCAAACAUCUGCACCCAAACCAGUGUCGUCCGUGGACCUCGGCACAGUCACCAAUCUUGCUUCGUUACAUGGACAAGUCACGGUCAUCCAUGCAGCGGAGCUCUUCGACCUGUUCAAUUUCGAUCAACAGGAAGUUGUCGCUCGUGCUCUUGCUAGUUUGCUUAGCGACGAGCCAGGAAGCAUGAUAUUUGGGAUCCACUCGGGACAACCGGUGAAGAGGGCUGUCCAGAGGGUUAUCAGCGACACAGGCACUCAAUACUGCCAUGGACCGGAUAGCUGGCGUGCUCUCUGGAAAGGGAUCUACGGUGAAGGAGUGGUGGAGGUAGAGAGCAAAGUGAUAGAAAGACUGGAUGUUGUUUACGCCUUGGUUUCGGGAGACCAGGCGUACAAUCUUGUCUGGUGCGUUACGAGGCUGUAG